Molecule: messenger RNA, 3090 nt
Organism: Closterium sp. NIES-65
Lineage: Eukaryota; Viridiplantae; Streptophyta; Zygnematophyceae; Desmidiales; Closteriaceae
Source: the annotation of a GenBank genome assembly
AUGGCGUUCAAUUUCGGCUCGUCCGCAUCAACGGGCUUUUCGUUCGGCGCGUCGGGAUCGGCUCCCGCCUUCGGCGCAGCCUCCAGCUCCCCCUUCGGUGCCUCCGCAGCAGCGCCAGUGUUCGGUCAAACCCCAGCCGCCGGCGCUGCUCCGGCGUUCGGCCAGUCGACCACGCCGUCCCUAUUCGGCGCUGCUGCUUCCUCCACCCCAGCCGCUACUACCUCCCCCUUCGGCGCAUCUGCGACCGGCGCGCCCGCCUUCGGCCAAUCAGCGGCCGCCACGCCACUUUUCGGGCAGCCCGCGACCCCGGCGUCCCCGUUCGGGCAGGCAGCAGGUGCUUCUUCCGCUGCCCCAGUUUUCGGGCAGGCUGCCGCUACUUCUACGCCAGCCGCCGGUUCCUCCCCCGCGCCGUCUCUUUUCGGGCAGGCGUCAACGCCAGGAGCAGCAGCCCCGAGUUUUGGUUUCGGGCAGAGUUCAUCAGCGUUCGGGCAGGCAGGAUCCGCACCAGCUUUCGGGCAGACCGCCUCUCCCUUCGGAAAACCAGCCUCGUCGCCUCUUUUCGGGCAGUCCACAGUGCCAGCGUUCGGCGUAUCACCGUCCAGCGCGCCCGCUUUCGGGCAGCCCGCCGCAGCAGGGAGCACGCCUCUUUUUGGCUCUUCAGCGGCUGCCCCGGCGUUCGGGCAGGCAGCGGCAACAGGGGGAGGGCUUUUCGGGCAGCCUGCUUCUGCUGCAGCCACUGGGGCUACACCCACUGCUGCUGCCCCUCUUGCCUCGUCCACCCCCUUCGGUGCACUAGCAGCAGCACCUGCAACUCCUUCUACUCCUGCUGCAUCUACUGGUUUCUCCUUCGGUCAGCCUGGGUCAGCAGCAGCAGCCACAGCAUCGGUUUUCGGCCAGACAGCCACACCAGGAGCAGCUAGUCCGUUCGCUUUCGGCGGCGCCUCUGCUGCGACUGCUGCAAAGCCAGCCACAGCUGCUGCUCCCGCUGCCUCUCCUGCUGCCCCCACCAAUCUGUUCGGUUCCCCUGCUCCUGCUGCUGCUGCGUCUGCAGCGCCUGCCUUUUCUGCUGCAGCGCCAGCAGCAGCGUCCCCUGCUACUGGCUUUUCCUUUGGCUCUGGAUCCGCUGCUGGGGCAGGCUUAUUCGGUGCAGGCUCUUCUGCUGCUGCUCCUGCCUCUGCUGCCGGAGUCACUACCCCUGCCUCUGCUCCAGGUCUGUUCUCCUCGGGAGCCUUCCCUGCAGCUGCAGGUGCUGUUGGUGCUGCCGGGUUCACUGGGUUUGGGGCUAAGCCUGGUGGUUUUGGCGCUCCUGCUUCUGCUGCUGCUGCUGGGUCUGGUUCCACUGCUGCUGCUGCUGCUGCCUCUACUCCUGCUGCUGCUGCAACACCGGCAGGAGCAGGGUUGGCAGGUACUGCUGGUGCAGGUUCUACUGCUCCAGCGUUUUCUCUGAACUUCGGUGCGGCAGCAGGCUCGGCCCCGGCCUCUGGGCUAGCUCCGGCAGGAGGCCUGUUUGGUUCGGCAGCCAAGCCUCUGUUUGGCGCGGGUGCUGCAGGUUCGGGAGCUGCAGGCUCGGCGGCUGCUGCUCCAUCCACCCCUGCUGCUGCUGCUUCGACUGCUGCAACGACUCCUGCAGCAGCAGGUACACAGGCGACAGCAGCAGCAGCAGCAGCAGCAGCAACGCCUUCCUCUGCCACUCCUGCUGCGGCAUCAACCGCGCCUGCUUCUGCUGCUGCUUCUACUCCUGCUGCUGGCACUACCGGUUUUCCUUCCUUCUCUUUUGCUGCUUCCACCCCCGGUGCUGCCACCACCCCUGCUGGUGCUGCUGCAUCUACCCCGGCAGCAACAACAGCUCCCUCUCUCUUCGGCGCUGCUUCCACCCCUGCUGCUGCCUCCUCUCCCCUCGGUUUCUCAUUCGCCUCUACUCCCGCCUCCACCACCACCACUGCUGCUCCUGCUACCGGGGGAACAGCAGCAAGCACAGCAGCGGGAACCGCACCUGCCACCGCACCUGCCACCGCACCUGCCACCGCACCUGCUUCUACCCCUGCUGCUGCUGCUGCAACUGGUGCUGCCACUGCUGGUGGUUUCUCAUUCGGGACUGCUGCGGCCACUGGUGGAGCUCUAGCAGGAGCAACUGCAGGAGCUGCUGCUACAGGCGCUGCUGCGUCCACACCAGCAGCAGCAGCGGCAGGGGCGUCAGCACCGGCCGCAGCAGGGGCAACAGCAGCGGCCGCGGCGGCUGCAGCGGCGGGCGCUCUGUCACCGAAGCUACCCUCAGAAAUUGCCGGAAAGACAGUGGAAGAGAUCGUGCGCACAUGGACAAUGGAGCUGGACGAGCGGUGCGCCGUGUUCAGGCGCCAGGCAGAGGUGCUGCAGCAGUGGGACCGACGGAUUCUGUCAAACAGACGGAUUCUGUUAGGCCUGGAGGCUGACGUGGCGAGAGUGGUGGAGGCCGAGAGGGCGCUGGAGAGACAGCUGGAGCUCAUAGAAACACACCAGGGCGAGGUGGAUGCGGCGCUAUCGAGUGUGGAGGAGGCCGCAGAGCGCCUGUACGCAGAGCAGAAGGCAGCAGGGCUGGUGGGGGAUGAUGCCACAGCCACCAGAGACAUGAUGUACGAGCAGGCAGAGGCGGUGGAGCGGGAGUUGCAGCGCGUGGGCAGCAAGCUGAGGGGCGUCAUUGACACGGUCAAUGCAUCGCAGGCGCGUGGCAUGGCCUCCCCAUCCGCGGACCCCGUUGCUCUGGUGACAUCUGUGCUGAACAACCAGCUGGGCGCACUCGUGUGCCUGGACUCUAAGGUGUCUCAGCUGUCCUCGCGCAUCAAUCAGCUUGCUCUAGAGCAUGGAGAGCUGGAUGGUAGCCUCUCUGCUGCUCCUGGCGCUGGUGGUGCCUUGGGUGCUGCUGGUGCUGGUAACGGGUAUAACGGCCUGGGAGGGUAUGGCGCAGGGGGGUACGGUGCGGUGGGGUACGGUGGGGGGGAGUAUGGUGCGGGCGGGGUGUAUGGACGGGGAGGGUAUGGUGAUGGUGGGAGUGGGGGUGGGGGGUAUGGUGGCGUGGGUUCUUAUUACUCUCGCCCGGGAGCAUAUGGGCCGUGA